Sinocyclocheilus rhinocerous is the source of this 1813-nucleotide messenger RNA. Its product is annotated as succinate-semialdehyde dehydrogenase, mitochondrial-like. Gene Ontology annotation, molecular function: succinate-semialdehyde dehydrogenase (NAD+) activity. The transcript is spliced from 10 exons. Bases 138 to 1679 code for a protein of 513 amino acids. Gene Ontology annotation, biological process: GABA catabolic process. Lineage: Eukaryota; Metazoa; Chordata; Actinopteri; Cypriniformes; Cyprinidae. Gene Ontology annotation, cellular component: mitochondrion. The record is from RefSeq and is a predicted model, not a curated record.
GUAAAGUGCAUGAAAUCACGUGUUUAAAGCAACCGCCCUCUUUUCUGGACUGGAAUGAGCUUGAUAUUAGACUCCUGCACGCCUCAACCUGCUGACGAACAUAUAAAGGGUUUUAUUAGACCUGUCAGUUUUUUAUCAUGGGCAGUUUAUAUCUCUCAAGAGGUCGGUGUAUUCUCCAGCAGGUGUUCUCUGGCUUACCCAUCAUGCUGCAGCGGCCUUACAGCCUCGAUGUGUCAGCGCAGCUCCUGCGGACUGAAGCCUUCAUAGAAGGGCGCUGGGUCUCCGCGACAUCCACAUUCCCCGUGUUCGAUCCAGCCACGGGAGAAGAGAUCGCGAAGGUGUCAGACUGCGGUACAAAGGAAGCUCAAGACGCUGUCAAUGCUGCGUACAAAGCGUUUUACCUGUGGAAGAGUCAGACAGCCAAGGAAAGAAGCAUUUUGCUGCGGAAAUGGUUUAAUCUGAUCAAUGAGCACAAGGAAGAUCUUGCCAAGUUGAUCACAGCCGAGUCUGGGAAGCCCAUGAAGGAGUCUGUUGGUGAGAUGACAUAUUCUGCCUCCUUUCUGGAGUGGUUUUCUGAAGAGGCCAGACGUGUAUAUGGAGAUAUUGUCGCACCUCCAGCCAAGGACCGCAAGAUCCUGUUACUCAAGCAGCCGGUGGGAGUGGCUUCCAUCAUUACACCUUGGAAUUUCCCCAGUGCCAUGAUCACCAGGAAAGUGGGCGCAGCGCUUGCGGUGGGCUGCACUGUGGUGGUGAAGCCGGCUGAGGACACGCCUCUCUCUGCUCUGGCCCUUGCUGAGCUGUCGGUUCAGGCCGGCAUUCCUCCUGGGGUGUUUAAUGUGGUGCCCUGCUCAAGAGAAAAGACCCCUGCUGUUGGGGAGCUGCUCUGCACAGACCCUCUCGUGGCCAAAAUCUCAUUUACCGGCUCCACAGCCACUGGCAAGGUACUACUAAGACAUGCUGCAGGAACUGUCAAAAGGGUCUCCAUGGAGUUGGGAGGACACGCCCCCUUUAUUGUAUUUGACAGUGCUGAGGUAGAUAAAGCCGUUGCAGGAGCGAUGGCUUCCAAAUUCAGGAACUCAGGCCAGACCUGUGUGUGCUCCAACCGCUUUUUGGUGCAGAGUGGGAUCCAUGAUGCUUUCAUGGAGAAGCUGGCGAAGGCUAUGGAUGCCGAACUGAAGGUUGGCCACGGCUCAGAGCCCACCACCACACAAGGGCCGCUCAUCAACACCCGCGCUGCAGAGAAGGUGGAGAACCAGAUUGCAGAUGCUGUGGCACAGGGAGCAGUCAUAGUUCGAGGUGGGAAGAGACUGGAGGGCUCCUUCAUGCAGCCCACCCUGCUGUCCAGUGUCAACACUGACAUGCUCUGCAUGCGAGAGGAGACCUUUGGACCCCUUAUUCCUGUUGUUAAGUUCAACACAGAGCAGGAGGCACUUGCCAUUGCCAAUGCUUCUCCUGUUGGUUUAGCAGGUUACUUUUACUCCAGAGACAUCAGUCAGAUCUGGCGGGUGGCUGAGCAGAUGGAGGUGGGCAUGGUUGGGGUCAACGAAGGUCUGAUCUCCACCACAGAAGCCUCUUUUGGUGGAAUCAAACAGUCUGGACUGGGCAGAGAAGGAUCCAAAUAUGGCAUUGAUGAGUAUCUAGAAAUAAAGUACAUGUGUUUGGGGGGACUCUCCCUUUAAAGACAAUGGUUACUGGCAGGCAGUGUCAUUAUUCAAGCAAGACCAUCAUACAAACAUUAAUCCACAAAACACAUGAACCAUUCUCUCUUUUAAUCAGAUGUAACUGAAUAAUGACUAUACAGAGACAUUUCACU